UCACUCCAAACGACGCUGUUUUAAGCAAGAAACUCCAUCGUCUUCUUGGCAAAAUUCUGGAUGAAAGAAAGUAGAAGUCCCGCCCAAAUUGGGGACGAACACCUUUCACCAACGGCGAAGGCUGAUCUGAUUGAUAGAAUCUGCGCUGAACUUGGAGUAUGUGAAGAAGAAGCACUUUGUUACCUUGAUGGAUUCCACUGGGAUUUUGAUUCGGCGUUGGAGGCUUGCCGCAACCAAACCUCUCCGUUUCCGCCGUCCCUCACAGUUGAAUCUACGCCGGUGAACGCUAACUCCGCGUCGUUGACAACUCCAUUAAUGAUCGAUCCUCUUCGGAGUUGGAAUCCGCCGGAUGAACAAUCGAGAAAUGAAAGUAUCGCACGAUUUUGCUACGCGGUUGCUGGAGUUAGUGUAGAAGAGGCACGCGCUUACCUCGAGCGAAGCAAUUGGAAUAUAAACCUAGCCGUCGACAGUUUCUUGGUCGAGCGCCGUGCAACGCCUCUUCAAAAGAAGUCGAAUCCUCUACGAUUAGAUUCAAAAUCGCGGUUUCUAGAUUACUCGAAACCACUCAGAAUCGGGAGAUCUUCUUCUGACUCGAUGGAAGUUGACUCGACAGGAGAACAGAUCCCUGAAGCUAUACCACCUCUAAUGGCGUCAUCUCAAGUCAAUACUCAAGAAAACCAGGAAAGUACUAGUGUUUGGCCGCCGAUGAAAACUUGGGUUGAUCGAAUCUGCCAUGAAACCAAAGUGUCUCGAGAAGAAGCAUUCUAUUACCUUGAGGGAUCCAAGUGGAAUUUCAGUCGGGCUGUGGAGGCUUGUCGCAGUAAAACCUUGCCGGUGGUUUCGGCGAGCCAGGAAUCUGCUGAGGCGCCGCCGAAUUCGCCAGAGCAACCGUCUCUACUGAAAAAUGAAUGGAUCUCUUCAUUCUGCGAGGCGGCUAGUACAGCGACUAGAGAGGAGGCAAUCUAUUGCCUUAAAGUCUGCAACUGGGAUGUACAUCGAGCCAUCGGCUUUUAUAUGGAGGACUUCUCAGAGCAUCAAACGUCAGUGGCAGUCAAUAUGAGUUUGAAGGAGAACAGAAAGCUGCCUCUUUCAUCCAUCGAAUUACCUUCUCAAUCGCAGUUUGAGGCUUCACUUGGUUACUUGAAAGAAGGAAGCACUUCUAGGUGAUUUGUCCCUUUUUCAUUUGCGAUUUUGUCUCCAAGAAGUAUGAAAUAGUCUCGUAAAUGUUGAUUUAUAUCAAGUUCUAAAUCCUUUUCCCGCCAUUUGAUUACUUGUACAGUUUGUUGGAGGUUGAUCCGACCGAGUUAAAAAGGUCACUCGAAGAGGCUGGUGAAGAAAACGCCGCAGUAGCUAUUCCUAGAAUGACAUCGUCUCAAGUAGAUGGUAAGGGUAUUGAGGAAGACUCAAGCAUGGAGACAUUCCCUGAUCCUGUUGCCUACCAAGACAGGAUAAUUGUGGGGCCUCGAGCUGGGGGGACUACUAUUACAUUGACUAUCCUCUUGGCCAAUACGCGAUCGGUAAAUAUUCCUUUUAGAUCAAACCAAACUGUCAGAGACAUCCGUGAUGCCAUUGACGAGCUAACACCAGAUUACGAGAAAGACUACAUUUUGCAAUCAAUGGCUGAAGUAGUUUACAUGGAUCCAGACAUUACUGUACACGAAAUAUCUACUGGUUCUACAACUCUCCUCCAGAUCUACCUGUAGCUUUGGUUUUGUACAGUUUCCGUUGAUUGAUGAAACAUAGAGAGAAAGGAAACAGAUGUAUAGGACUUUAGAAAGGAUUCUUGCCUUGUAUAGAAUGGAAAAAAUAGAACAGAGCAGCUUUGCACUUAGUUGUUUGAGAUAGGAAUGGAUAAAGAGAGUUUUCUUAUACUGUAUGGUACGAAACGAUUAAUGAAACAUAGAGAGAUUUGAAAC
This is a messenger RNA of Arabidopsis thaliana (thale cress), 1916 nucleotides long. Its product is annotated as ubiquitin-associated (UBA)/TS-N domain-containing protein-like protein. Bases 61 to 1167 code for a protein of 368 amino acids. NCBI's taxonomy places the organism in Eukaryota, Viridiplantae, Streptophyta, Magnoliopsida, Brassicales, Brassicaceae. The record is from RefSeq and is marked reviewed. The transcript is spliced from 4 exons.